GGUGAGUUGAUUGUGGUGUACAUAGCUGCCUUCGUUUUCUACGUUUUUUCUUCGUUUUGUCUUGCAGAAAUGCAACGAAAGAUGCACCGAAGUGACUUGCGCAUUAACACCGUGCCUGUGUCAGGGUUGCAGUACUCCACCUCCCCCUCGCUGCCCACUGCCGUAAAAGCGGUGAGCUUCGGACGUGACAACAGCGCAGCCCAGAACUCGUCUUUUCCGUUGAGCAGCCCAAAUCCUUCCGGCUGCCUCGAUCCCCUUCCACGCAGCACAUUAGACCUGUAUGAUAAGUUCUACAAUUCCUUGCCUGGCACAGAGCCGGCGCACCACCGCAGCAGCAGCCAGAACAAGAACAACAGCGAAGGCGGCGGCACUCCUCAAACAACCUGGUCUGCAUCCCUCACGUUGCCGGAGGAGCUCUCCGGCAUUGGCCCCUCCGCUCGCCGUUUACUCCAGCUCGACGAAGCGCAACGGAAAGUGGAAACAGCGCUUCAGCAGCACAUCUCUCCUGCGAAGUACAACGGCGAAGGUGUGGACACGGAGAGCAUUCCUUGCGGGGGCCGCCUACCGCCCCCAGCCGCCGCCGCCGAUGGGUCGAGUACCUGGACACCGUCUUUUACGGCGCAGCACGUCUCGCGCACACAAUUCUUGCCUGCAACGGCGCGCACCAUGCCGAUCCCCUCCGGAAAGAUGAAAUCAACGUCUUCGUCGUCCCACGCACGCGGCGCAAAAACGGUGCACCCCACCACCACCACCACCACAGCAGGCGCACUCCCUACCGCGGGCAAUGCCACGCUUACGUCGGCGCAGCUCUCUCUGAAACAUAAAACACUUCCCGCUACUCCAACGCCGCUCGACGUGCGCCCGCCGCUGCUCUCCUCCACCAUCACCAACGGCGGACUCGGUGGCACGGCCAGCAACAUGACCCGCGCUUCCGAGGCGGCCGCGCCGUCGCUCGUCACGCAGCUGCAGUCGUACAUCCAGCGGGAGUUAAUCCGCAGCAGUUGCGGUGGUGGCGGUACGUCGCCGCCCAGCGCGAUGGAUCAGCUGUGCCCCUACCGCGAGGCUUUCCGUGCCCUCUGCUCCGCCUUCCCUGCGUACGCCUCACUCCUCGCGGACAUUCAGAGUGCGUACGACAACGUCAUCCAGGCGCAGGCGGAGCUGCUGACGGACGCCUACGGGACGAUGACGGUGCGCGAUGUCGAGCGGAGCGUAAACCGGGAGCUGGUGACCACGCUGAACAGCCAAGUCACCGACCUCCAGGCGGAGUUGAAGAAAAUGCACGCCGCCCUGGAGACGCGUGUGCUGGCAGAGGAGCAGGAGCGGCAGAAGUCCUCCCACCGCCGACCUCUCUCCGCUCAGCUGUCGGACAUCAUUGAACUGCGCCGCGAGCUUGGCGUCGCGCACCAGCGCAUCCACGACCUCGAGCGCAGCAGCCAAGGCGAUCUGGAAAAGAUUGUCGUCCUGAUCGGCGCUGUGCGGGAGUGCGAUGGCCGUCUGAAGGAGUACGAGCGCAUUGUCGCCGGCGUGACGGGCCAGGUCAGCGAGUUGGACGAGUUCAAGCGCAUCGCCGGGGAGGCACAGGCGGAGCUGCAGCUCUUUCGCAAGAAGUACGCCGACUACGUCUCCGUCACGGACUUCCAGCUCAUGAAGGACUACCUCGCAGCGGAGCUGGAGGCGGCGCAGCUGCAAACUCGGCGUUGGCGUCGCACCGCCGCCGUGCGUGGGACGCAGUUGGACGUCAUGCAACGCCGACUCACCACAAUGGAAGAGGAGCGGGCCAGCUUUGUAAAAGCGGCCGAAGAGGUGGAGGAGGGUGCUACGGCUUCGCCUGCAUUGACGUUUCGCGCGCUGCUCACGCCGCGGCCGUCGUGGAAGAAGCUGCACGCCGAUCUGCCAGAGCUCGCGGAAUACGUAGCGGACAUCGGCCAGCUCACCACGGCGAACGAUCAAAGCGACGAAGUGGCGAUGGCAGCAGGAGCAGGAGAGGCCGCUGCAACACUGGCGGCGCCGUUGAUGGGGGCCAGGUCUCUGCCGCCGGUGACAGGACCCAGGGAAACCUCGCUGCAGGUGGAGUACUUGGUGGAGCGGGUGCGCACGUUGGAGGCGCAACUACAGGCGCAGCAGCAGCGCCGUCACCCGUCGCAGCAGCCGCAGCCCCCGUCGAAGCAGACCGCCGUGCAGAUUAUCGAGGAGGCGGGCUCCCAACUGCGCGCAGGUUCGAUGCUGAGCAACAGCAUCCCUCUCAUGGCGCCGGACAGCGAGGGGAGAGACCGGAACAGUGCAUCCGUGCGGCCCACAGCAUCCGCCGCCUCCACCACAGCGGCGCGGUCGGAGACGAACACUUCCGCUCGCCGCACCUCGCGACGUGCGCUGCGCCGCUUCAGUGAGGGAUUUCAAGCGUCGGCGAUGGGUGCCCACGGCGGCGGCUUCAUACCGGUGCUGGCGCCUCCACUCGAGCUGCCCCUCGUGGGCCUCGGCUACGGCCCCGAGGUGCCGGUGUACCUGCGGGCGAGCGGCAUUGUGCCGAGGCGCCCCGUGCCGUCGUCCACGAUCGUUUCUCUUGUGUACCACUUCUUUUUGGAUAUUCUGCCGCCGUACAUGGAUCAGCAAGACCAGUUGCGCCGCAGAGACGACGACGCGGUCGAGGGCAGCGGCGGCGGCAGCGGCAGCGGCGACCGCAUCGCGACGUGUCUCUACGAGUACUUGCAGUCCGAGAUGGCGACGCGCGAGGACCUCAAAGACUACGACAACGCCGCGCACCUUAUGAUGAAUUUGAUCCGCGACGGGGAGGGGCGCGAGUGGUUCGGCGACGCGCUGCACGUGCUGCUGUGGACAGUGCACGGCGUGCUGCCGCCCCGCAUCGCUGUCGAUGCGGCGGUGGUCGUGGCGCAAGUGAAGCGGGAUGUGCGGGCACUGAACAAGGACCUGCAGAGCUCCCGGCUGCGUCGGCAGGCCUUGAGUGAGUGUCUGCAGCCGGUGCUAGAGCUGAAGAGCCCGUCGGAGCUGGCGGAGCUGCGGGCCGCGUUGGGCGGGGAGACAACUUUUAGCGUCGACACGCUUUGCAGCGACGGCCACUCUUUUAUGGAGGUGCUGUUCGUGCAGGAGUGCCGGGCCAGCGCGGAGUUGUACGUUAUGUUCUUGUCCGCCCUCAGCGCACGCGCGACGUCGAUGGGGUCUCGCGCGACUUCGGCCAGUACGCGGGCGGUGGGUAGCGCCAGGUCGACGGCCGCAUCGUCCUCGCCACCGCCGCUGCCAUUGCAGGCGGGCGAUCGCGUGGUGACGCUGGCUGAUGUGGCCGCUGCGAUUCUAGAAGUGGAGCCGCUGACGCCUGAAGUUGUGGUGCGCGAGUUGUCCGUCAACGCGGCGACGGCGUCGGCCAAGCAAGACCUCGUCGAAGGACCGCCGUCCCCAACGGCAAGCACAACGGCAAGCGCAGCGGAUGGCAACGGACCCAAUCGGCCGGCUUCGGCACUGGAAAAGGACUCCAUUGUGGUUCGGCUGAGCGAUAUCGUGCGUGCCAUUGGUGCGGCUCCGCUCAUUCGUCGCACUAAGCAGAACACCCCCGAGAACUGUGUGCUUUAA
This is a messenger RNA of Leptomonas pyrrhocoris, 3582 nucleotides long. RefSeq lists its product as hypothetical. The coding region runs from base 70 to 3582 and encodes 1170 amino acids. Lineage: Eukaryota; Euglenozoa; Kinetoplastea; Trypanosomatida; Trypanosomatidae. The transcript has a single exon. The record is from RefSeq and is a predicted model, not a curated record.